Messenger RNA from Monomorium pharaonis (pharaoh ant), 2542 nucleotides. RefSeq lists its product as uncharacterized. The coding region runs from base 133 to 1476 and encodes 447 amino acids. Lineage: Eukaryota; Metazoa; Arthropoda; Insecta; Hymenoptera; Formicidae. The record is from RefSeq and is a predicted model, not a curated record. The transcript is spliced from 2 exons. Gene Ontology annotation, molecular function: protein binding.
ACUCGCGACAGUCGCGAAAAACUGCGACAGCUCGCCGCACAGUGUCGCCGAAUGCGAUGUAUCGCGCCAAACGCGCCACGCUUGUUACCGAUUUCGACAGCGAAGAGUACGACGACGACGAACGUUUGAGCAAUGACAACGACUCGCGACAGUCGCAAAAAAACUGCGACAACUCGCUGCACAGUAUCGCCGAUGUAUCGCGCCAAACGCGCCACGCUUGCUACCGAUUUCGACAGCGUCGAAGAGUACGACGACGACGAACGUUCGAGCAAUGAUAUCAGCGAUUACGGAAACAAUAACAGCGGCAGCAGCAGCGAUGUAUCCACAUCGCGUGACAUGGAAUCGUGUCGCCUACACGAAUUCGGGAAAUUCGAGGACAACCACGGAUGGAUUCAGUGCCGGUCCAAAAGCUUUCCCAACCGCAUAUAUUACUACAACACGCGGAGCGGGUGUAACACGUGGUACAGGCCUGUCUCGCGUUACGUCGACGUUCCAUCUACCGCUAGCAAAAGGGCAAAUUGCAUGGGCGAUCCCUUGGAGUCGGCGAGCCAUUUGGAACUGAUGUCAGUAUCAGACGACGAGAAAGAGCGGAAACGAAUUCCCGCUGAUAAUGACCAAUCGUUGAUCGAUACUUCGGAUAUCAUCGCGCAAUAUUAUUACACCGUCCAUAUGAUGGACCUGAUUCCGAGCAUGGAUGACUCGACCGACGUGAGAUUCAAGAUGCCACUAAUCAAACAAGAAGAAAAAGAAGAAGAAGAGAGCGAACAUUUCGGGAUGCCACUAAUCAAACAAAACGAGGAGGAAGAAAAAGAGGAAGCGGAUAUGUCGUACAACGACGAGAACAACAAUGUAGACGAUAUGAAAUCGUCGGAUUGCUCGUCUUUGUGUGCUGCAAAUUUCGUCAACACCGAACUUCUCUUGGAGGGUGACGCGGUGGACACCAAGCCGAUCAACCGGCUGGCCAGCUCUUGUCUAUCUAAAGAAACCGUCCGCGACGCAAGACGCGUCGUGUACAACGUACCGCGUCUGAAGAGGAUCAGCUUCGAGAAUCAGCUGGUCAAACCGCGUAGAACGUGCGUCCCCAAAAGCCAGAAGACCCCGGGACCCAAGAAGAUCAUCUACGAUAUGUAUGGCGUGCGGACCGUCAACUACGAUCCGCCCAACCUGGGCGAUAUAUGCGCGACAAUGGGGGUGAAAAUGUCAACGUUAAGUGGCAGCGACAGUGACAACGACAACGACCUAGCGAACGCGUCAUCCUCGCUGUCGCGACGCGCGGAAACCACGUUCAAGUCCAAGUGGCGCGAUAUAGAAAAGGACAUUCGUCAACCGUUAUUGAGCGACUCGAGUUCCAGUUCGUCGUCACGGUCCAGCACGAGCCCAAGCAGCAGCAGCAGCAGCACCACCAGCUCCAGUUCUGAGUCCAGUUCCGGGUCCAGCUCCUGCUCGUGUUCCUCGUGCAGUAGAAAAGGAGCUUGACUUUGCCAAACGAAACGUUAAAAGGCUUUUUUUUAAUACAUAAGCGCACAUGCACAGGAUGCCUUCAAUCGAUAGUGUUUCUUUAGAUAAUUUUAUUUUCAGAUUGUUUUGACGACUUUUAUCAGAAGAUUUUUUUAAGAUUAUUAUUUUCAGUAUUGCGUUUUACGCGUGAUUAAAGAGCAAUUGAUAUCUAGUAUUUUUGUUAGAUUUUUUUCGUUUUAUACAUAUAUAUAUAUAUAUAUAUCUAGUUAUACAAUUACUAAUAUUUAAGUUUUGUUUCUUUUGGCAAUCGACACAUUUCUUUUUUGCCACGAUGUGCGAAUGCAUAUAAAAACAUUGGGGCACCGAAAAAUAAUGUUUUCAUAAAUAAUAUAAGCAGAGAGUGUAUAGGUUUGUUAAUAUAAAAAUUAUUAUUCAAUAAUAUAAUCGACAUUAUUUUCUGUAAUGGUUUCGUUCACUUAUUGAUUCUUUUCUCAAAGAAAUGAAUUAGCUUCGACUCUAAAAAUAUGACGAUUCGAAUUUCUUUACUCUUACAAAACUUUUUCCUUGUAAUAAAUGUUUUCGGUGACUGAAAAAGACGAUUAUUCGAUGAGAGACAGAAGGAGGUACUUCUCACUUCUAAUUUUCCAAUUUCUUAUUGCAUCUGUGAUCAAUCAAUAGUAAUUAUAUUAUUGAACAAAUAAUAAGUUAUAUUAACAAUACUAUAUAAUGUUUACAUAAAACGACAUUACUUUCUGGUCUCCCUAAUAAAAUCGACUUGACUUACAUUUGUUUGUCUAAGAUAUCGUAAUCAGGACCAUUGUCAAAUUUUAUCUCAAAUUUAUUUAGAAAUUCAAAUAAAUCAGAAAUAUUCACGAAACUCUACUCAAAAUACCUUCCUUACCAUUUCGAGUAAUACGUUUGUAGUGCGAGAAAUACGGGGCACGAAAUAAAGCCUUGUUUAUUGCGUUCAUGGUCUAUCAUAGUAAUUAUAUUAUUGAACAAAUAAGUUAUAUUAACAAUACUAUAUACUGUUUACAUAAAACAACAUUACUUUCUGGUCUCCCUAAUAAAAUCGACUUGACUU